UGCUCAGAGUUCUGGAACCACCAGCUCAUGCUGUCCCCGCGUCUUCAUGUGUCACCAGGACCCUGAGCCAGCACACCUGGGUCCCCCCAUCCUUGCUGUGCUGGCAGCCUGGCAGCCCCUCGCGAGCAGAGUGACAGAUGGCGAGUCUCUCUUCCCUCGGGAGGGCAAUCUCUCCGAAUGCGGGCGCAUGUCAAUCACCGACCCUCAUGUGAUGGCUCUUACCAGUGACGUGCCAACCAUAUGGCCUGGCAUCAUGGCUGUGCCACCAUGUUGACAAGGUUAUUCAGUGACCCUUCUCUGCUGCCUGAAGUUCAUAAAUUCUCAGGAUGGGUGGAUGAUAGCGGCAGUGAAGACUCCAAGACCAAAGAUGAUGACCAGGAACACUGUCAUUUGGGCUUGGACGAUUUGGAGGAUGGGGACAUUAGAGGAGGGAGCAGUCGUGCACAGUCUGAAAUAGCUGUGGAGGAUGAGGAAGAUGAAGAAGUUGAAGAGGAAGAUGGGGGAGAUGAGAUUGAAGGAGAUAGACCAAAAAAACGGGGCCCGAAAAAGCAUAAGAUGACCAAAGCGCACAUGCAGCGCUCUAAGGUGCGCCGUCAAAAAGCCAAUGCACGAGAAAGAACACGCAUGCAUGACUUGAACUCAGCAUUAGACAACCUGCGCAAAGUGGUGCCGUGUUAUUCCAAAACGCAAAAACUUUCCAAGAUAGAGACCCUCCGGCUAGCAAAGAAUUACAUCUGGGCCCUGUCUGAAAUCCUUCGCAAUGGUAAAAGACCAGAUGUGGUAUCCUAUGUUCAGACUCUGUGCAAAGGCCUUUCCCAACCUACUACAAAUCUAGUAGCUGGUUGUCUGCAGCUUAACUCCCGGAAUUUCUUAACUGAGCACUGCCAGGAAGGGGGGCGCUUCCAUGGACCCAACUCCUCAAUCUCCAUGCACCCCUAUGCUUACCAGUGCUCUCGUCUCUCAAGCCCCCAGUGUCAAUCUGGCUCAAACCCACAUUCUUUAAGAAAUCAUGUGUACUGUUCAGUGUACGACCCGGGCUACACUGGGAGCGGAUCUCCAGAGUACAACAGUCCAGAUUAUGAAGGACCCCUCAGCCCACCAAUAUGCAUCAACGGAAAUUUUUCUUUAAAACAACAGGAGUCAACCUCACCCGAUGCAGAGAAGAGUUAUCACUAUUCUAUGCAUUAUUCAGCCCUUCCUACUUCGCGACCUGCCACUGCCCACAAUUUCGUGUUCAGCUCUUCAGGAUUGCGCACCGGCGUCCAUUCUGAAAACGUACUGCCUUAUCACGACAUGCACUUGCACCAUGAAAGGGCACCUGUCUAUGAAGAACUGAAUGCCUUUUUCCACAACUGAGUAGCGGACCCCAUUCCCUAUUAUGUGAACAACUGAACCAUUAAACUCAUGUUUUAAAAGAACUGUAACCAUGUUUCACCCUUGGUCUUUGCAUAUUUUAUUUAUUUAUUGUUUGUUUGGGGAUGUGAUGUAUGGUUUCAUUUAUUUUGUUUUUAGCUGUGACAAUCCUGAGCUGUCAUGUAGUGUUCAGUUUGGGAUAUUAGAAAAAAGAAGUUAUUUUAAAAUCUGCAUACAUAUGAAGAGAAGUAAUCAAAUACCAGACAUUUAAUAUUUGGUUGUGUAUAUAUAAUUGAGACUUUUUGAAUUUGAGAAUUUGAAUUAUGGAAUUGACAAUUUGCCUUGAAAAAGCAAGAAAACAUUAUUGACCUUGGCACAAGAUACAUAAUAGCAAGUUGCUGGAAUCCACCUAAGGACUCAACAUCUAAGGCAAGGCAUUUUACUCAUAAUUAUACUACUGACAGAAUAUGGGAAAAAAAUACAUCACAGAAUCACAGAUGCUGCUGAUCACCUACAUGUAUACUUUCCACAAAUUGAAAAGAAUAAGCUGUGAAAUGUCACAGGUCAUAUCUCCUGGGUUCUGGAGUUAAUCAAUACAUACAUUGAGUCAAUCAAUACAUGAUAAUGUGCAGUCUGUAUCUUUACUAUUUUUAUUUACUUUAGUUGAAAUUUCCAUACCCACCAUCAAGAGAUGAAUAAAGUAAAUCAGGUCAAAGUAAUUACCCAAACAUUUCACAUUUCUCAGUGCUAACUGAAUUAUUAUUAUUAUUAUUAUUAUUAUUAUUAUAUUCAAAAUAAUGCCCGAUAUUCUUAGUUUCAUAUAAUUUGUUGAUCAGAAAAAUUGUAUCGGUGCUAUGACAGGCAUACAAACUUGCUAAAAGAAUGUUUCAUAAUUUUGUUCCUCUAAAAUGUAAGAAAAUGACUUCACAUUUUCUGAUACUACCUAAUGAUUUUGUUUCGGAAUGCUGUUUAAAUUUAAGCCCGUGUAAAAAUCUACUUCGUAAAAUGUCCUUUCUUACGGAUAUUCGAUGGGAAUUAAAAUGCAUAUCUCGUCAACAA
Paramormyrops kingsleyae is the source of this 2412-nucleotide messenger RNA. NCBI's taxonomy places the organism in Eukaryota, Metazoa, Chordata, Actinopteri, Osteoglossiformes, Mormyridae. The record is from RefSeq and is a predicted model, not a curated record.